Nerophis ophidion (straightnose pipefish) is the source of this 3794-nucleotide messenger RNA. RefSeq names its product gastrula zinc finger protein XlCGF57.1-like. The transcript has 3 exons. The coding region runs from base 1333 to 2862 and encodes 509 amino acids. Gene Ontology annotation, molecular function: RNA polymerase II transcription regulatory region sequence-specific DNA binding; DNA-binding transcription factor activity, RNA polymerase II-specific. Lineage: Eukaryota; Metazoa; Chordata; Actinopteri; Syngnathiformes; Syngnathidae. Gene Ontology annotation, biological process: regulation of transcription by RNA polymerase II. The record is from RefSeq and is a predicted model, not a curated record. Gene Ontology annotation, cellular component: nucleus.
AGGAAGAACAAAACAAGAUGGCGUCUCGAGGAGAAUACGUUGUUUUGGUUCUUAUGGUUUCUUGGUCUUAAUUACAACGUACAUGUGCACAUGUGUGUCGUUUAACAGAGUAAACGUCGUUAUUAAUUGUUUGUAUGCAGAUACAUUAGUCUGCGUGCACUUUGACGUGCUAGCCGAGCCUGCUGGUUAGCUUAGUUUGUUAGCUGCUAAAAAAGAGAGGCGGAAGUGAUCGACACAUCAAAGCAGAGAUCCAAUGUCGCGGGGGCAGCAGCCUAAGCAGGGAAGCCCAGACUUUCCUCUCCCCAGCCGCUUCGUCCAUCUCUUCCCGGGGGAUCCCGAGGCGUUCCCAGGCCAGCCGAGAGACAAAAUCUACCCAGCCUUUCCUGGGUCUUCCCCGUGGCCUCCUACAGGUCGGAUGUGCCCUAAACACCUCCCUAGGUGUUUAGGUGGCAUCCUGACCAAAUACCCGAACCACCUCAUCUGGCUCUUCUCCAUGUGGAGGAGCAGCGGCUUUACUUUGAGCUCCUCCCAGAUGACAGAGCUUCUCACCCUAUCUCUAAGGGAGAGCCUUAUUUCGGCCGCUUGUAUCCGUGAUCUUGUCUUUUCUGUCAUAACCCAAAGCUCAUGACCAUAGGUGAGGAUGGGAACGUAGAUCGACCGGUAAAAUGAGAGCUUUGCCUUCCGGCUCAGCGCCGCACCGAUCCACCUGUCAAACUCACAAUCCUCUCUUCCCUCACUUGUGAACAAGACUUCUAGGUACUUGAACUCCUCCACUUGGGGCAGGGAACUCCACCCUUUUCUGGACGAGAACCUUGGACUCGGACUUGGAGGUGCUGAUUCUCAUCACAGUCGCUUCACACUCGGCUGCGAACCGAUCCAGUGAGAGCUGAAGAUCCUGGCCAGUUGAAACCAUCAGGACCACAUCAUCUGCAAAAAGCAGAGACCUAAUCCUGCAGCCACUAAACCGGAUCCCUUCAACGCCUUGACUGCGCCCAGAAAUUCUGUCCAUAGAAGUUAUGAACCUCCUUGGCGGAGUCCAACCCUCACUGGAAAAGUGUCUGACUUACUGCCGGCAAUGCGGACCAAGUUCUGACACUGAUCAUACAGGGAGCGGACUGCCACAAUCAGACAGUCCGAUACCCCAUACUCUCCAAGUCCACAAAGCACAUGUAGACUGGUUGGGCAAACUCCUAUGCACCCUCAACGACCCUGCCGAGAGUAUAGAGCUGGUCCACAGUUCCACGACCAGGACGAAAACCACACUGUUCCUCCUGAAUCCAAGGCGUCUGUGAAGAACAUCUUCACCCUGAGCAACAGAAGUGGAGCUUCAGGAUGUGGACGGAGGAGCCACAGCCCUCCCACAUUAAGAAGGAAGAGGAGUACCCACUGAUCCCCCAUUUUAAAAAGGAAGCGGAAGGACCACUGACACCCCAUUUUAAAGAGGAAACGAUGGAUCCACUGACCUCUCACAUCAAGGACAAAGAAGAGGACCCACUUACCCCUCACAUUAAAGAGGAAGAGGAGGAAAACCGCAUCAGUCAGCAGGGAGAGCAUCUAGAAGGACUGGAGGAGGUUGAUGUCACCAAGAUGCCGGUGACUGGUGUCCCUGUGAAGAGUGAAGAUGAUGAGGUCAAAGGUGAAAGUGAGGAGAAGAGAGAGGCGGAGCCUCCAAGCAGCAGCUCAACACAACACAUGACAACAGAAGCUGAUGGAGACCACUGUGGAGGAUCACAAGCAGACAAGCUCUUAGCUCCACUAUCAGAUAGUGAGGACACAACGUCACACUCUCCUGACACUGAUGAUGAAGACUCUAAAGAUGAUAAGACAUGUCACACUGACAACACUCACUUCAAGUGUUCUCACUGUGACAAAACGUUUAAAUAUCCUAGUGAUUUGAAAAGACACAUGAGAACACACACUGGAGAAAAACCCUUUUCAUGCUCAAUCUGUGGUAAAGGUUUUAUACAAAGUGGUUAUUUGAAAAGACACAUGACAACACACACUGGAGAAAAACCAUUUUCAUGUUCAAUCUGCGGUAAAAAUUUUACUCUUAAGCAUGAUUUGAAAAUACACAUGAGAAUGCACACUGGAGAAAAGCCUUUUCCCUGCGCAGAAUGUGGUAAAAGUUAUGUAAAAAAUCAAAGCUUAAAAGCACACAUGAGAACACACACUGGAGAAAAACCUUUUUCAUGUUCAAUCUGCGGUAAAGAUUUUACUCGAAGGGAGCAUUUGGAAAUACACAUGAGAAUACACACUGGAGAAAACCCUUUUACAUGCACAGAAUGUGGUAAAAGUUUUGUAAGAAAUCUAACUUUAAAAGAACACAUGAGAACACACACUGGAGAAAAACCAUUUUUAUGUUCAAUCUGCGGUAAAGAUUUUACUCAUAGUCAACAUUUGAAAAGACACAUGAGAACACACACUGGAGAAAAACCUUUUUCGUGUUCAAUCUGCGGUAAAGAUUUUACUCAAAAGCACCAUUUCAAAGCACACAUGAGAAUACACACCGGAGAACAACCUUUUUCAUGUUCAAUCUGUGGUAAAGAUUUUACUCGGAGGGACCAUUUCAAAAAACACAUGAGAAUACACACUGGAGAACAACCUUUUUCAUGUUCAAUCUGUGGUAAAGAUUUUACUCGGAGGGACCAUUUCAAAAAACAUAUGAGUACACACACUGGAGAAAAACCUUUUUCCUGCUCAGAAUGUGGUAAAGCUUUUUUACAAAGAAGCAGUUUGAAAAGACACAUGAUUACACACACUGGAGAGAAUGUGUUGAGUUGCAGUGUGUGUGGUGAAAGGUUCUCUUCUAAGUACCAGUGUAAGAAACACAAGUGUGCUGGUGAGAACAGCAGCAGCAAAUGAAACUGCAGGAUUUGAAAUAAACUGUCAAAACUUAACUUUGACCUUCUAACAACAUCAGCACAUAGAGUCCAACAUUUAUAGAUUAGAUAUAGAUUUUUUCAGUCAGGUACAUGUUUUGAUAUACAUUGUGUAGUUUUAUUUGAAAAUGAACACAAUACUUUGACCGUAAAGGUGAGAAUAAACUGGACAAAACAUGUUACAAAUAUUUUUUAUGUGUAUAGAGAUAUUCAGAAAUCAUUUUUAAUUAUUAAUGUUGUUAUAAAUGAACUUUAUAUGAUGUAUAUAUUUGUUUUACAUGUGUUCAUACCUUUGCUUUUGAGUACACAUAAAUCCCUCUUAUUUCAUAUUUACUGGUUCACAUCUGAAACAUCUUCUGGACCACUUCUGGACGCAAAUUAUUUACUCUGUACAUAAUUUGAGCAGCUGUGUUUUAUACAAAAUCAUUUACUUUUAAAAUGUGUGACUUUAUGAAUCAUUUGUUGGGUCUCAAUAAUCCAUUUAUUUAAUUACCUUUAUUACUCUUUUGUAAUGUGAAUGUUGUUUUAUAUGUAUGUCCCCUUUAUGCAAUUUGUAGAUUAGAGAAAAUGGCAACAUUAUAUGUGGAAGGUUGUGAAGGAUAAUUUUGUCUUUAAUAAUCUACAUUUUUUAUUCCAAAAACUACACAUGACAAUUGUUUUUUAAAGUUGUUCAUGAUUUUUUUCCGUCUUUUAGAAUCCCUCAAACAUUAUUAAUUUCAGAAAACAUGGGAACGUUUUGAAUAUUAGGGAAAAGUCAAUAAUGUACUUCCAUCCAUUUUUUUCUACCACCUGUCCCUUUCAUUUUAAUAUGUAUAGCCUUUAAUCACAAACUGGUCUGCCAAAGGGUGUUGCGUUUUGGAGAAACUCCUGUCAGAGUGCUGUUAAACACAAUAAAGAGCAACCCAAUAAUGUGCA